AUGCUCCGUGCAUUUGGCGGCGAUCCAAGGCUUCGCCACAGCGGCUUGCUGCUGGCGUUGGCAGGCGCGAGUUGCUUCACACUGCUGCAGCCUCCAGGGCGUUUUGUGGCCACGCCCUUGGCAGAGCAAGAGGAGGAUCCACUGAACGUGUGGGCCAAAGAGGAGCUCCAGCAGAGAGCUUCCAACGUGCAGUUCCUGCAGAGCCGCUGGUACUUCGAUGCGCCGUGGCGUCCUCUGGGCUUCGACGCUGGCAGUUUGCAGGAGCUGCGCCACGUCGCAGCUGUGCGGUCGAUCGUGGCGUUGGCCAACACAAGUGGUGCUGAGGAGAUGACAAGAUUGGCGGUAUCUUGUCUACGGUAG
Durusdinium trenchii is the source of this 360-nucleotide messenger RNA. Lineage: Eukaryota; Dinophyceae; Suessiales; Symbiodiniaceae. The record is from the annotation of a GenBank genome assembly.